This is a messenger RNA of Papilio polytes (common Mormon), 1601 nucleotides long. RefSeq names its product ankyrin repeat, SAM and basic leucine zipper domain-containing protein 1 (gene Gasz). The transcript is spliced from 8 exons. Gene Ontology annotation, biological process: piRNA processing. NCBI's taxonomy places the organism in Eukaryota, Metazoa, Arthropoda, Insecta, Lepidoptera, Papilionidae. Gene Ontology annotation, cellular component: pi-body. The record is from RefSeq and is a predicted model, not a curated record. The coding region runs from base 112 to 1548 and encodes 478 amino acids. Gene Ontology annotation, molecular function: protein binding.
UCAAUAUUUUCUUCGACUAGAAGCAAAUAGAAAAGGCUCAAAAAUUUCAAAAAUAGAGUGAAACCUAAAAACUGUCAAAGUUUUAUUUAUAGAAAAAUACUGAAAUGAAUUAUGGCCCAAUUUAGACCAGCUGGAUUUUCUGAUGAGGAUACGGACAGUGAUGAUUAUGGGUUCUAUGAAAAGCCGGUUAGAACCUAUAUUCCUGUUCAAAAUGAAAAGAAGAAAAUGGAAAACAGGUUACAAGAUGCCAUUUUGAAUGGAAAUCUAAAUGAAGUAGAAGAUAUAAUUACAUAUGAUUUACAUAAUGGUGUGAAUGUGAAAUUGGACAGUGGUUGGACGCCCUUGAUGCAUGCUUGCUUUCACGCACAAGAAGAUAUUGUCAAAAUGUUACUGGAAAAAGGCGCCGAUCCUAACUUACAUGCGGAUUCAAUGACAUCAGCGAUGGCUGCGUGUUCAAAUAGUGGUGCGAAUGAUAGCACUAUUUACAAUAUCAUAUCGCUUCUUAUUGAAAAAGGUUGCCUUCUAAACAUCGGAGAUAAAUUCGGCCAGACGCCGCUUAUGCGAGCUAUCAGUAACGGACGCACUGCGGUUGUACAGCUAUUGUUGGACAAGAAUGUUAAUGUGGAAAUGAGAGAUCAACAAGGAUGGACGGCAAUGUUCUGGGCGGUACAUCACAAUCAGCCGAACAUAGUGGAAAUCCUAAUCCAGCGUGGAGCUAGAUUGAAAGAAGUAGAUAGAUCUGGCCGCACCCCACUAGAAAUAGCCAAUCUACACGACUACCAAGAUAUUCUCAAUAUUGUUAAUAAGCAUCUCAAUAAAAAUGUUGAUUUAGACAACAACCAAAAGAAAUAUAUUUUCAAUCAAGUGGCAUCGUGGCAUGAUUUUUAUCCUGGAUUAAAGAAUGGUCAAAGGCCAAACUAUGUUAGUGAAAUACCCAAUUUGCUGUAUGGAAUGAACUGUGAACGCCUAACACAACUGUUUAUGGACAGCGGAAUGGAUUUAAGAACAUUCUUACUUCUAGAAGAAAAGGAUAUGAUAAAUCUGGGCGUGGAGAUGCCGUAUGAGAGACAGAGGCUGCGGCAAGGCUUGAGGAACUUCCACAUGCGAGGAUGGAAACUUAAUGCAGUCGCUGGACUUUAUGCCAAGAAAUCUAAUGAAUAUAGUGUGGUAGAUUGUCUGACAACGUUGGGGACGCACUUGUAUCAGAUGUACAUCCUGGAGGCCACGCUACAGUACACUCUGCGGGAAUACAAUAGGAUUCAAAAUCAAAUCAAAUAUGAACCACCGGACUCGCCUCUGAUCUUUAGACUUAAAGCUGCUGCCAAAAAGUUUCAAAUUAAUAUAAAUAGUAUUAGAAAAGAGACUGCAAUUUUAAGAAAUUUACUCGCUAAGGUAAGUAAAUCGAAUCCUCAACCCGCGGAUCUGAUCAAGGAAAAGACUGCAAAAGACGUAGCUGUAAGUUACCUGAAGGAGGUGGUCGUCGUGUGCACUGCGGCCCUUCUCGUAUACAAUGCCAAAAACUUUGUUGUUAAUAUCUUAAGGAAAUAAAUGUUAUUGUUGUGAGUUUAUGUGUUUGUACAAGACACAAGAACUGGUAUGUA